Messenger RNA from Hydra vulgaris (swiftwater hydra), 379 nucleotides. Lineage: Eukaryota; Metazoa; Cnidaria; Hydrozoa; Anthoathecata; Hydridae. The record is from RefSeq and is a predicted model, not a curated record.
AUCAUUACUGUUUUCAUGCAAUUACAUAAAUGUUUAACAUAUGUUACUUUAUACACUUUUUUUUUUUACCUUCACAAUAGCACCAAUGUCAUCAUAUGCAGUACCAUCAGCAUCAAUAUCAUCUGCAGUACCAUCAGCAACAGUAUCAACUGCAGUACCACCAGCAACAAUAUCUGCAGGACCAUCAGCAUCGUAUCAAGAUUUCCUGCGAUAUCGCUCCCAGCACCCAGGUCCGAUAUCUCAAAGAGCUUUCUAUCGGUGGAGUCAAUAUGGGGGAGAUGAUCCCUUCUUUAGAUGGAGAAGACAAGCCCCAUAUGACACCACUGGUAGAAGGAGGGGAGCUGGAAAGCGGUUUAACUCUUUUAAUUUCUACCAGUAG